AUCACGUCGUUCUCGUCGUCGUCGUCGUCGUCGUUGUCAUCAUCGUCGUCGACAACCUAAAACCACGUUUCAUCGUUUCGUGUGUGUGUGUGCUUGUGUGUGUGUGUGUAUUCUAGUGAGACGCUUAUCCAUCCAUAUCCAUCCGGUGGUAGACAGGUAUCACAGCAGACUGUGCAAGCAGACCGCAUCCUACCGAACAGGAGUGUAGCUUAGCAACGACCACGGGAUGUGCUCAGUAGCCUCGUGAUCGGCUGUCAACAUUCGUCGGAACAGGGUAACGUUUAGCCGGCUAGGAACGCACAUCACUCUGCUCAUCUGGUGCUGCUGCUGCUGCUGUCACUCGACACCGACACUAUCGGACGAUUCGAUCAGUUGGGCGGCGGCGGUGUCAUCGUCGCCGACGUUGACGUUCACUCCGAUCACCGAUUAAACGUCGCCUCGGUGUCCCGGUGAACGUGGAGUCUGUGUUCUAAGUGAUAAUACCCGGUGAGUUUCAUCAUAAAAAUGGCAUCACCUGGACCUGGGCUGCGGCGUUGAGUGAUUUACGGAGAGCAAUAAAUCCCCCGAAAAGGUGCCGCAACGCACCACCGGCAUCACUACCACCACCACCAUCAGAGCAACCCCUGCGUGCUCUGGUUGUUUGCGUGAUCAUCGCAGUAACCUGGUGUGUGUCGCUGUGUGUCGCACGUCCUUAUCAAACGCUUGCGUGCGUACGCUCCCGUGUGUGUCUGCCUGGUGUGUGUGUGUGUGUGUGUCUGUGUGUUUGUGUACGAAUGUUUUGCUGAUAGCGAAGGUCCGUUUGGAAGGUGUUCUGUUGUUUUGGUGUCGACGUGGAGUGGCGUAGGCGCGUCGCCAAGUGUUUUCCGGUGCGGUGUGUACCGGGGUGAACCAAACGGAUUAGCGCAAAGGAAGAAGAAAAAGAAGUAGAAGAAGACGACACCGGGCACCACAGCCCGGAUUCGUGUAUUCGUGAGCCAACUGACCAGUGACCGGUCGGCGAACAAACCGGAAGGCGACGGAACGACGCAAAGGAUUAUCCACGUCAGCAGUUGUUUCCCCCGGUGGUGUCCGCGGGCACCACAGGCCCCACCUCACAUCAACACCAGAGAAGACGCAGACGAAGAGACGCACCGUACGAAAUCAGCCCCCACCGGCAGCCAGGAGGAAAAUGAGGAAAAGUGAGCGAUCAACUGCCUGCUGGGCACUCGGGUUGCUGCUCGGUCUGGCCGCCAGCUGCGGAUUAAGCCACAGCUUCCCGGAGCCAUUCAUUUCCACAAUUGAUACCGACGCACCAACCGUUGCACCGAAAUUUAUGACUCGAGGGCAUCUCUACAAGGCCAUCAUCGGCGACUCGAUCGAGCUGCCGUGCCGGGUAAAGGACUUGGGUACGUACGUGCUGCUAUGGCGACGGGGGACGUCCGUGCUGACCGCGGCCAAUCUGAUGGUGACGCGCGAUCCGCGCUUCAAGCUGGUCCAGGGCUACAACCUGCAGAUAGCGAACGUGAAAAUUCAGGACGCCGGUGACUAUAUAUGCCAGAUCGGUGAUAACGAGAGCCGGGAUCAGGUCCACACGCUCGAGAUUCUCGUGCCACCGACGAUACGGGUGGUGCCGCAGAACCGACAAAUCACCGCCCGGAAAGGCAGCACCGUAACGCUGGAGUGCAAGGCAUCCGGCAAUCCGGUUCCCGCGAUUUACUGGCACAAGAAGGAUGCCUUCACCGGUGCGUCCCAUCUGUCCGAAAGUCCGACCUUGCUGCUGGAGCGCGUGGAUCGACAUCAUGCCGGCAUUUACCAGUGUACCGCCGAUAAUGGCGUCCGGGAGGCGGUCCAUGUGGACAUCGAGGUCACGGUGCUAUCACCACCGGACAUUACGGUCGAGAAGACGUGGGUUCACGCCAGCGAGGGCUUCGACAUCGAUCUCGCCUGCAUCGUCCACGGUGACGUCAAUUCCGAGAUGCUGUGGUAUCAAAACUCUUUCCUGCUGGAUCCCACCGAUCGACGGUCGAUGUUUUCGAAGGGCGACAAGUACACGCUCAACAUCAGAAACUUCCAGCAGUCCGACUUCGGCAACUACAGCUGCGUGGCGGACAAUGCCUUGGGGCGCACGAAGAAGUACAUCGAAGUUUCGGGCCGCCCCGGACCGGCCACCUUCCUAUCGCCGGCCUACAGUAACUAUCUCGAUCGCUACAACCUGACGUACACGAUAGAGUCCAUCCCGCCGCUCGACGAGAUCAAGCUGCUCUAUCGAAAGCUGAUGAUGAACGAAACAUAUCAGCAUCCGGGCAGCUGGGAGGACACGAUUUUAGUGCCAACAUUAACCAGAUCCGAUGCUACACAUUUUAUUAUGUCGCAUGUGAUAAGAGGACUGUCGCCCAACUCCGUCUACGAGGUGAUGAUCCAGGCGCGGAACGUGCACGGCUGGAACGAGAUCAGCGAUAUUCACCAGUUUUACACGCGCAACUUUGAGCUGACACCGAACGAGCUGGAAUUCGUAAUGAGCUCGAUCUCCAACAAUGGUCAACCGAAGCGCUUCUCCGGAGGGUUCCGGCACCAAGUGCUGCUGCUGCUGCUGUUACUAGUGCUGCUGCUCGUUGCUGCCACAAACGGACACACCUUGCCCUUGCGCAACCUCAACCCGUUGCGUUAAGUGAAGUAGCAGCAGUAGGAUGGAUGGAUGGAUGCACCGACAGGAUGGAAGACCGCGGAGGCAACGGUAUUUUCAUUCUACUUUCUCUUAACGAUGGAUUGGAUUUUUCGUUUCUGCGUCUGCCGUUUUCUGCGAAUCGGUUUUUAACGGUUACUUUUUUCCGUGUAGCAGUGAGUCGUGUUAUGCAAGUUUUUUUUUAAAUUUUCUUUCUCUAACUCGAAUAUCUUAUCCCUCAUCAUACCUUCAUCAUCGUCCAAUUGUAAAGUAAGGCAAAUAAGUAGGGGUAAAUAUUUAGGCACCUCGAAGGAAGCGAAGAAAUUAGAAGGGAACCAGUCAGCGACACUUUAUACUCAAACGGUGGCUCGAUAUUAGCAGGAUCAGCAGCGAGAGGACGUUGCUGUGUGUGUCUGUGUGUGUCUGUGUGUGUUGAAUAGCAUAGCACGGCGAAAGUGAUAUAGCGAUAGAGAGUGCAGAGUGCGCGAUCGAUGUCUGUAGUAGAUCGCGAUACGGUUCCGCUUCUCUCUGUAUUGCAAAUUUACGCAGAUUGACAGGAUCAACAGUCAAGUGAACCCAGCGGCGUGUAACCCAGACUUAUCUAGAUGCCGUAAGCCGUAUACCCCGAGAUGCGG
Anopheles darlingi is the source of this 3276-nucleotide messenger RNA. RefSeq names its product roundabout homolog 2. Bases 1169 to 2647 code for a protein of 492 amino acids. The transcript has 11 exons. NCBI's taxonomy places the organism in Eukaryota, Metazoa, Arthropoda, Insecta, Diptera, Culicidae. Gene Ontology annotation, molecular function: protein binding; axon guidance receptor activity. Gene Ontology annotation, biological process: homophilic cell-cell adhesion; synapse organization. Gene Ontology annotation, cellular component: axon; neuronal cell body; plasma membrane. The record is from RefSeq and is a predicted model, not a curated record.